Molecule: messenger RNA, 4680 nt
Organism: Zophobas morio
Lineage: Eukaryota; Metazoa; Arthropoda; Insecta; Coleoptera; Tenebrionidae
Product: balbiani ring protein 3-like
Exons: 5
Coding region: 1-4680 (1559 amino acids)
Source: RefSeq, a predicted model, not a curated record
AUGAACGUUCAAAUUAUAAUUUUGAUUGCGGUUACGUUGUGUGCAAAUUUCAGCCAGCAACAAAAAAAUGGCAUCUGUCCAAAAUUGACAAAAGUAAAAAAAAGCCGACUUGUUCCAUACACCUAUAUGAUUCAAAAUCCAUCUUGUGCACCAUAUUAUCGGGCAUACUGUCCCCCUGUCCCUUACAACUACUAUCGGCUCGAAAUAUACACUGACGACGUUGUGACAAACGAAUGUUGCAAAGGUUACGUGGAACUCAGCAAGAACCACUGCAUUCCCCACUGUUCAAAAGAAUGCGUCUACGGAAAAUGUACAGCCCCUGAAACUUGCUCAUGCAACCCAGGAUAUACCAAAGACGUCAAAAACAAGUACCUGUGUAUCCCUAAAUGUUCCAAACCGUGCAUCAACGGCCGGUGCACAUCACCAGAAAUCUGCACCUGCAACACAAACUAUACAAUAAAUUUCAAAGAUAAGUACCUUUGCGAACCCAUUUGCUCCCCAUUAUGCGUCAACAGUAAGUGUACUGCACCAGAAAUAUGUUCUUGUAAUUCCGGUUUUGAAAAAGACCUCCAAAAUAAGUACAACUGUAAUCCGGUUUGUGGUAAAGGUUGUGUUAACGCGAAGUGUACGGAACCAGAAAUAUGUUCUUGUAAUACAGGUUAUGUCAAAGACGCGAGAAACAAGAAUCUGUGCAACCCAGUUUGUACUAAAACGUGUGUGAACAGUAAAUGUUCAGCACCAGAAACAUGUUCUUGUAACAGUGGCUUUGCGAAAGAUGCGGCGAAUAACUAUCUUUGCAAUCCUGUAUGUUCUAAAACUUGUAUGAACAGUAAAUGCACGGCUCCAGAAACAUGUUCUUGUAAUGAAGGAUUUUCGAAGGAUUCCGAAAAUAAAUAUCUGUGUAAUCCUGUUUGUAGUGAAACUUGUGUAAAUAGUAAAUGUUCAGCACCGGAGACAUGUUCUUGUAACAGUGGUUUUGAGAAAGAUGCGGCGAAUAAAUAUCUUUGCAAUCCUGUGUGUUCUAAACCUUGCAUGAACAGUAAAUGUACGGCUCCAGAAAUAUGUUCUUGUAAUGCAGGAUUUUCGAAGGAUUCCGAAAAUAAUUAUCUGUGUAAUCCUGUUUGUAGUGAAACUUGUGAAAAUAGUAAAUGUUCAGCACCGGAGACAUGUUCUUGUAACAGUGGUUUUGCGAAAGAUGCGGCGAAUAAUUAUCUUUGCAAUCCUGUAUGUUCUAAACCUUGUACGAACAGUAAAUGCACGGCUCCAGAAACAUGUUCUUGUAACACAGGAUUUUCGAAGGAUUCCAAAAAUAAAUAUCUGUGUAAUCCUGUUUGUAGUGAAACUUGUGUAAAUAGUAAAUGUUCAGCACCGGAGACAUGUUCUUGUAACAGUGGUUUUGCGAAAGAUGCGGCGAAUAAAUAUGUUUGCAAUCCUGUGUGUUCUAAACCUUGCAUGAACAGUAAAUGCACGGCUUCAGAAACAUGUUCUUGUAAUACAGGAUUUUCGAAGGAUUCCGAAAAUAAAUAUCUGUGUAAUCCUGUUUGUAGUGAAACUUGUGUAAAUAGUAAAUGUUCAGCACCGGAGACAUGUUCUUGUAACAGUGGUUUCGCGAAAGAUGCGGCCAAUAAAUAUGUUUGCAAUCCUGUGUGUUCUAAACCUUGCAUGAACAGUAAAUGCACGGCUCCAGAAACAUGUUCUUGUAAUACAGGAUUUUCGAAGGAUUCCGAAAAUAAUUAUCUGUGUAAUCCUGUUUGUACUAAAACAUGUGUAAAUAGUAAAUGUUCAGCACCAGAAACAUGUUCUUGUAACAAUGGUUUUGCAAAAGAUGCUGCGAAUAAAUAUCUUUGCAAUCCUGUAUGUUCUAAACUUUGCAUGAACAGUAAAUGCACAGCUCCAGAAACAUGUUCUUGUUAUGCAGGAUUUUCGAAGGAUCGCGAAAAUAAAUAUCUGUGUAAUCCUGUUUGUACUAAACCUUGUGUUAAUAGCAAAUGUACCGCACCAGAGACAUGUUCAUGCAAUGCAGGAUUUUCAAGAGAUCUGAAAAAUAAGUAUCUGUGCAAUCCUGUUUGUACUAAAACCUGUGUGAAUAGUAAAUGUUCAGCACCAGAAACAUGUUCUUGUAACAAUGGUUUUGCAAAAGAUGCUGCGAAUAAAUAUCUUUGCAAUCCUGUAUGUUCUAAACCUUGUACGAACAGUAAAUGCACGGCUCCAGAAACAUGUUCUUGUAAUACAGGAUUUUCGAAGGAUCCCAAAAAUAAAUAUCUAUGUAAUCCUGUUUGUAUCAAAACUUGUGUAAAUAGUAAAUGUUCAGCACCAGAAACAUGUUCUUGUAACAGUGGUUUUGCAAAAGAUGUUGGGAAAAAAUAUCUUUGCAAACCUGUAUGUUCUAAACCCUGUAUAAACAGUAAUUGUACGUCACCAGAAACGUGUUCUUGCAAUACUGGAUUUUCCAAAGAUUCGAAAAAUAAAUAUCUAUGUAAUCCUGUUUGUGCCAAAACUUGUGUAAAUAGCAAAUGUUCAGCACCAGAAACAUGUUCUUGUAAUGCAGGAUUUUCUAAGGAUCCCAAAAAUAAGUACGUCUGUAAUCCCGUUUGUACUAAAACUUGUGUAAAUAGCAAAUGCACAGCACCAGAAAUGUGUUCUUGUAACACUGGAUUUUCUAAAGAUCUACAAAAUAAAUAUCUAUGUAAUCCUGUUUGUAGUAGAACAUGUGUAAACAGUAAAUGUUCAGCAUCAGAAACAUGUUCUUGUAAUAAUGGUUUUGCGAAAGAUCCGCGCAAUGAUUAUCUAUGUAAUCCUGUCUGUAGUAGAACAUGUGUAAAUAGUAGAUGUUCAGCACCAGAAACAUGUUCUUGUAACGACGGCUUUGCGAAAGAUCCGACAAAUAAGUAUCUUUGUAAUCCUGUAUGCUCCAAAUCCUGUGUAAACAGUAAAUGUUCAGCCCCGGAAAUAUGUUCUUGUAACAAUGGUUUUGCGAAAGAUGCAGGAAAUAAAUAUUUUUGCAAUCCUCUGUGUUCUAAACCUUGUGUAAACAGUAAAUGCACAGCUCCAGAAACAUGUUCUUGUAAUGGGGGAUUUUCAAAAGAUCCGAAAAAUAAAUAUUUGUGUAAUCCUGUCUGUAGUAGAACAUGUGUAAAUAGUAAAUGUUCAGCACCAGAAACAUGUUCUUGUAACAGCGGCUUUGUGAAAGAUCCGACAAAUAAGUACCUUUGUAAUCCAGUAUGUUCUAAACCCUGUGUAAACGGUAAAUGCACAUCACCAGAAAUGUGUUCUUGCAACUCGGGAUUUUCUAAAGAUCUGUUAAAUAAAUAUCUAUGUAAUCCUGUUUGUACUAGAACAUGUGUAAAUAGUAAAUGUUCAGCACCAGAAACAUGCUCUUGUUACGGCGGCUUUGUGAAAGAUCGGACAAAUAAGUAUCUUUGUAUUCCAGUAUGUUCUAAACCCUGUAUAAACAGUAAAUGCACAGCACCAGAAACGUGUUCUUGUAAUUCAAGAUUUUACAAAGAUUCCAAAAAUAGAUUUUUGUGUAAUCCAAUAUGUACAAGAAAGUGUAUAAACAGUAUGUGCAGUGCCCCAGAUACAUGUUCUUGUAAUCGGGGUUUCGCGAAAGAUCCGAACAACAAAUAUUUGUGCAAUCCUGUAUGCAGUAAAGCUUGUACAAACAGCAAGUGUACCGCACCAGAAAUAUGUUCUUGUGACUCUGGUUUCACCAAAGAUUCUCAAAAUAAAUAUUUAUGUAAACCGAUAUGUUCGAAAGUUUGUGUGAACGGUGAAUGCACAGCUCCAGAAACGUGUUCUUGUAAGUCGUAUUUUACUAAAGAUUCCAAAGAUAAAUAUUUAUGUAAUCCUGUGUGUACCAACCCUUGCAUAAACGGCAAAUGCACAUUACCCGAAACAUGUUCCUGCAAUCCUGGCUUCAGCACAGAUUCUUUAAACAAGAACAUUUGCAACCCCAUUUGUAGCGAACCGUGCAUUAACAGCAAGUGUUCCGCCCCUGAAACAUGUUCAUGUUCUCCUGGUUUCGCCAAAGAUAACACAAACAAAUAUCGUUGUAACCCUGUAUGUAGCAAAGAUUGUGUAAAUGCUGAAUGUAGCUCACCAAACACUUGUACUUGUAAUGAGGGGUAUGUGCCAGUUGUUAACGAUAAAUUUAAGUGUAAUCCUGUUUGUAAUAACACUUGUUUAAAUGGUUACUGUGUCAAACCCAACACUUGUAAGUGUAACGAUGGGUUUGGAACAGACUCUGAAGACAAAUGUGUUCCGAUUUGUCGCGCUCUGUGUCUUUAUCGUGACUGUCCUCGAGACUAUGAAGCUAUGAAUAAUAGGUGUAUUCUGAAGUCUGUUCUUUCACUUUGUACUGACAACACAACUUGUGUGGAAAACUGUGUUGCUGAGGAUUGUGGGGGUAUUUUCAGCGACAUUCCUGUGAUCAGGACCAUCAUCAAUACUCCACUGAAGGUGUUAAUACCUGCAGCUCUAGGUGUGAUAGUUACAAUUUUAGUAGCCAUUAUUGUGGUGGUGAUAAUUUUGAAGAAAAAACGACGAAGAAUUGACGAUUCAAAAUAUCCUAUUGAUGAGAAUUUAAUACGAAACCCAGUUUUCGUCACGGACUCUCUACCAUUGACCGCCACUCUACACAUGGAACUGAACCCGAAACUGGAACUCUUGCCUGGAAAAUAG